Molecule: messenger RNA, 2466 nt
Organism: Aureobasidium melanogenum CBS 110374
Lineage: Eukaryota; Fungi; Ascomycota; Dothideomycetes; Dothideales; Saccotheciaceae
Exons: 2
Coding region: 1-2466 (821 amino acids)
Biological process (GO): protein processing
Cellular component (GO): trans-Golgi network; Golgi membrane
Molecular function (GO): serine-type endopeptidase activity
Source: RefSeq, a predicted model, not a curated record
AUGCGCUUCCCGCUCUUCUUCCUCCUGCAGCUGGCUGCGUCCAGCGUAGCCUUAACCAAGCCCGACUAUGACAAUCACGAUUAUUAUGCCGUCCACCUGUCGCCAGGUGUCUCACCGGAGGCCGUAGCAACUCACCUCGGGUUCGAUUUCGACAGUGCUAUCCACUCGCUCAAGGAUCAUUACGUCUUCAAAGCACCAAAGGCCUCGCAGGAUGUCAUACAUGAAGCCAAGCAGGACUUGAAGCGUCUAAGGAGAAAGAGACAGGCUGGAUGGGAUCGCCGCCAUGUUUUAGAUGAUGUCCUACUCAACAGAAAGCAGGAGCGUCGCUUGCGCUUAUUCAAGCGUGUACCUCCGCCGCAGUCUGCCGACUUCGACACCCGUGCCGACAAGCAGCUUGCCGACUCUCAAGUACAGAAAGGAUUGGAUAUCGCAAAGAGCUUGAAUAUUGAGGACCCUAUAUUUAUGGACCAAUGGCAUUUAUACAACCCUAUUCAACUCGGACACGACAUCAAUGUCACAGGAGUUUGGCUUCAAGGUAUCACUGGAAAGAAUUCCACCGUAUGCAUCGUCGAUGAUGGUUUAGACAUGGAUAGCGACGAUCUACGCGACAAUUACUUUGCUGCUGGUUCUCAUGACUUCAACGACCAUGUUGAUGAACCAAAACCACGGCUUUCUGAUGACCAUCACGGCACUCGUUGUGCUGGUGAAGUUGCUGCUGUGAGGAACGACGUCUGUGGUGUAGGUGUGGCCUAUGACUCCAAGGUCGCCGGUGUCCGUAUUCUUUCUGGCGCUCUCACCGAACUGGACGAAGCUCUCGCUCUGAACUACGCUUAUCAGGAGAACCAAAUUUAUUCGUGUUCAUGGGGUCCUCCAGAUGAUGGUCAGAGUAUGGAGGCGCCCGGCAUCAUAAUCAAAAGAGCUAUGGUUGCUGGCGUGCAGGAUGGCCGCCAGGGUCGUGGUAGCAUCUUCGUCUUUGCCAUUGGCAAUGGUGCCGCCAAUGACGAUAAUUGCAAUUUCGACGGCUAUACCAACAGCAUCUACAGUGUGUCUGUCGGUGGUAUUGACCGCAAGGGCUUGCAUCCGUACUACAGCGAGAAAUGCUCGGCUCAAUUGGUAGUGACUUACAGUUCAGGCUCUGGUGAUGCCAUUCAUACUACUGAUGUUGGAGCAAAUCAGUGCUACGUCAGCCAUGGUGGCACAUCAGCCGCUGGUCCGUUGGUCGCAGGCAUAUAUGCCUUGGUGCUUGAGGUCAGACCUGAUCUCACCUGGCGCGACAUCCAAUGGCUUACCGUCCUCACUGCUAUCCCAAUCGAUCAGCCAGAGGACGACUGGCAGGACACUCCUCUUGGACGCCGAUUCAGCCAUGCUUCUGGCUACGGCAAAAUAGAUGCCUACGCCAUUGUGGAAGCCGCUAGAAAUUGGACCAACGUCAAGCCUCAGGCAUGGUUCUUCUCACCAUGGAUGCAUGUCAGACACGAAAUUCCUGAGGGCGAGAAAGGAAUCGCUUCUAGCUUUGAGGUUACUGAACAAAUGCUCAAAGACGCCAACCUGGAACGUAUCGAGCAUGUCACAGUGACCAUGAACGUCGAACAUACCCGCCGUGGUGACCUCAGCGUCGAGCUACGUUCGCCAUCGGGUAUCGUCUCAUACAUUGCAACUAAUCGUCGCAGAGACGAAGCAAAUUCUGGCUACAAUGACUGGACCUUCAUGUCGGUUGCUCACUGGGGUGAGAGCGGAGUAGGAAAAUGGACCGUGAUAGUCAAGGACUCGAAUAAGAAUGGUCAUACUGGUAAAUUUGUCGAUUGGCAUUUGAAGCUUUUUGGCGAGUCUAUCGAUGGUGCCAAACAGGAGCUAUUACCAUUGCCUGAUGAGCAUGAUGACGAUAACCAUGACAUUGAGACUACCAGCAUCGGCGGAGCCACAACGAGCGUUGACCACCCUGUCGUCACAGGUGAGCCUCAAGGAAAUCCCACGGAUCACAUCGAUAGACCUGUCAACAGCAAAGUAUCCACGACUGCUGCUCCUGCAGCAGAACCAACAUCAGCGACGAGCUCCAACUUCCUCCCAUCGCCUUUCCCCACCUUCGGCGCUUCCAAGCGCACUCAGGUCUGGAUAUAUGGCGCAUUAGCGCUCAUUGCAGUCUUCUGCACGUCUCUUACCGUCUGGUAUGUCCUCACCAAGCGCCGAAGACAGCGCAAUGCGCGUGACGAGUAUGAGUUUGAGAUGCUUAACGAAGAAGACAUCGAUGACGAAGGAACCAGAGGAGCUGGUGGUGCCAACGGCAUGAGUGCAAAGGCCAAGGGCAAGCGAAGGGCAGGUGAAUUGUACGAUGCAUUCGCAGAGGAUAGCGAUGAAGAGGACGUGUUCAGUGUUGGAGAUGAUGAAGAGCACGGUCACGAACACGAGCAAAGCUACCGGGACGAUGCAGGCCAUGGGCCAGGGAGCCCCAGCCAAGGGCAUAGCUGA